This is a messenger RNA of Lampris incognitus (smalleye Pacific opah), 6485 nucleotides long. RefSeq names its product ATP-binding cassette, sub-family C (CFTR/MRP), member 10 (gene abcc10). Bases 99 to 4757 code for a protein of 1552 amino acids. Gene Ontology annotation, molecular function: ABC-type transporter activity; ATP hydrolysis activity; ATP binding. The record is from RefSeq and is a predicted model, not a curated record. NCBI's taxonomy places the organism in Eukaryota, Metazoa, Chordata, Actinopteri, Lampriformes, Lampridae. Gene Ontology annotation, cellular component: membrane. The transcript has 22 exons. Gene Ontology annotation, biological process: transmembrane transport.
UGACAUGACGGAGGACGUCAGCCAGAUGGAAGCCGGAAUUUUAUGAAGGUUUAUUCUUGCUGUGAUUUUAGAAAGAUCUCAGACAAAUAAGAAGAGGAAUGGGUGAUUUGGGACCAGCAGAGCUGAUCUCAGGCCUCUGUCAUACAGAUGGUAAGGACCCUUUCCCUGUGUGGCACAAUGGAGCUAUCAGCCCCUGUUUUAACCAGCUGGUUCUUGGUGCCUUGCCUCAUGCAGGGAUGGCAAUCUGCAGUGCCUGCUACCUUAGCAUUCCCAGAUGCAACCUGCUCCAGACACCUCCGUCCUGUGGUUGGAACCUCAGGCUGGCUUCAGCCUUUCUGGUGGCUCUACUCUUCACAGGAGAUAUUGUCAUAGUGGCCCUGCUGUCUCAGGGGGACAUGUACCUGGAUGUCCUGGCUGAUGGCUGUGCCAUCUUGGCUUGGCUGGUCCACCUCAGCACUAUCAUUGUUCUCCGGAGGUCUGUUUUCAAAAGAACCAGAGGUCCGACAGUGCUGCUACUGCUGGUUCUUUUAACAUUACCAAACCUGGUAAUCACCAUUGUAACAUACUGCUAUAGUGAGGCAUGCCUGAACCUCACAGAUCUGCUCGGGCUGGCAAGGUUUGCAUUUGCCUCAGCUCGGCUCGUCCUUAUUGCUGCUUACCCACUGGCAUUUGUGUUCCAGUGUGUUAGAGAUGCCAGACCAACCUUGUACAUCAAUGCUGCAGAUGGCUCCCUGGAGAAUUUGUACCCAGACACAGGUGAGAUGGUGGCGGAGGAUGGGAGCAGCUGUGUGUCCCGACUCUUCUAUCUGUGGCUGAGUCCCCUCCUCAGGCGGGGCCAGCGGGGGGAACUGGACAGACCCUGCCAGGUUUACCACCUCCCACAGAAACUGCGCACUGCUGUUGUGCGUCGAUAUUUUAACAGCUGCUGGGAGGCCACCCAGCAGCAGCGAGCAGGCUCAAAAGGACAACAGGAUCACUGGCCCCGGCCGGUCAGCAGGAACCUUAGGAAUGGCACUUGGACUUCAUUAUAUGAGGAGGAAUCAUUUGAGCUUGACUGUGAAGUAGGACUGCUGAAAGUGCUCCACAAGGCUUUUGGGCUACGAUACUACAUGUUAGGGGUGUUGAAGCUCAUGGCCAACAUGCUGGGCUUUGCUGGACCACUUCUCCUCAGCAGCCUGGUGAGCUUUAUGGAGGAGGAGGGGGCACCUGUCAGCCAAGGAGCCUGGUGCACCUUCGGACUUUUUGCCAGCUCCCUCCUCUCAGCUGUACUCCGAAACAUCUUCAUAUUCGAGGUUUCAAAGGUGGCGUUGUCGGCACGUGCCUCACUCGUUUCAGCUAUCUAUGGCAAAGCUCUGCGGGUCAGCAGUGUUGGCCUGGCUCAGUUCACCUUGGGUGAGGUGGUCAAUUUGAUGAGCACAGACACAGAUCGCAUCUUCAACUUCUUUAACAGCUUUCACGAACUGUGGAGCCUUCCCUUGCAGUUCUCUAUUGCCCUCUACCUGUUGUACCUGCAGGUGGGAGUGGCCUUCCUAGGUGGGCUAGGUGUUGCCUUGCUGCUGGUGCCGCUAAACAAGCUCCUGGCUUCCCGUAUUCUUGACAACAACAAGCACAUGCUGAGGCACAAGGAUAGCCGGGUUAAGAUGAUGGCUGAGAUACUCUUUGGAAUACGUGUGAUCAAGUUUUAUGGCUGGGAGCCGCACUUCACCCGGAAGAUCGCCGGCUACCGCAAGCAGGAACUGUCCCGCCUUAAAGCCAUCAAGUACCUGGACGCCGUGUGUGUGUACACCUGGGCCGCCCUGCCUGUGGUCAUCUCCAUCCUCACCUUCGUCACUUAUGUCCUGCUGGGCCACAAGCUGACUGCAGCAAAGGUGUUCACCACACUGGCCCUGGUGGGCAUGCUGAUCCUGCCACUCAACUGUUUCCCCUGGGUCCUCAACAGCAUCUUAGAGGCCAAGGUAUCCCUGGAACGCAUCCAGCGUUUCCUCAAACUGCCUAACCAGGACCUCCUUGCAUACUACAGUCUGGUGUCUCAUGAGGACCCCUCGACAGCUGUCAUUUUGGACCAGGGGAUGUUUUCCUGGCAGGGGGUUAAUGAUCCAGACCAGGACUCAGUCGGACAUAGAGAUGUGGAGACGGAGACCAGACACAUUAAAGGGAGUCUGCUGUUACACAGGCUCAAUCUCAACAUAACUACGGGCUCCCUCAUUGUUGUGGUGGGUAAAGUUGGCUGUGGAAAGAGUUCCUUAUUGGCAGCCAUCACUGGAGAACUCAACAGGCUUGGUGGUGUGGUGUAUGUCAAGGGCAGAGAGGCCGGCUUCGGGGUGGCUUCCCAGGAGCCAUGGAUCCAGCAUGCCACAGUGCGAGACAACAUCCUGUUUGGCAGGAAGUAUGACGUCACCUUCUACCAGGCAGUGAUCGAGGCCUGCGCACUGGCAGAUGACCUCAACGUUCUGCCAAAAGGAGACAGAACAGAAGUAGGCGAGAACGGAGUGACUCUGAGUGGAGGGCAGAAGGCUCGCCUUGCCUUGGCCAGGGCUGUUUACAUGGAGAAAGACAUCUAUCUCCUUGAUGAUCCAUUGGCAGCAGUUGAUUCCGAUGUGGCUCACCACCUUAUGCAGAAAUGCAUCAUGGGCAUCAUCAGGGGCAAGACCAGAGUCCUCUGCACGCACCGCAUUGAGUUUGUGGACCAGGCUGACAUGGUGGUGCUAAUGGACAAUGGGACAAUCAUCAAGACAGGCUCUCCAGCUGAAGUCCUUCCUUUGGUAGAGGCUGUGCCAAAAAACAGGAAGAACAGGAGCAAUGCAAAAGAGAAAGAUGACAUUGAGCAGGAAGAGGCGAGGUGUGGUUCGUCCAAUGAGCUGCAGGUGGAGGAUAAUUCUGACCUAUCAGGGGAGGAGCAGAAGCAGGUGGGCGGGCUGGCAUGGAGGGUUUACCAGACCUACUGGGUAGCGGUGGGGAAAGUCCUGGCUGUUUCCAUCCUGAUGUCUCUCUUUCUCAUGCAAGCCUCAAAGAAUGUGUCUGACUGGUGGCUGUCCUAUUGGAUCUCUCAGCUGAAGAACAAUGGUUCCACCUGGACCAAUGGUUCCUCCCCAAAUGACUACGGCUCACCCCAGCUGCUCUUCUUCACACCUGGAGGACUUGUGUCUCCGCUGCCGUUUGUACAAACGUCUCCACUAGCCAACAUGAGUUCGGAGGUCAGAUUCUACCUGUCGGUGUACACCUCCAUCGCCAUUGGUAACACCGUCUUCGCUGCUGUGCGAGCCUUCCUCUUCGCCUAUGGAGCCAUCUGCGCCGCUGCAGUUAUCCACAACAGACUCCUGGACAGGGUCUUUAAGGCCACAAUGACCUUCUUCGACAUUACCCCACUGGGCUGCAUCCUCAACCGCUUCUCCUCAGACCUAUAUAGUGUGGAUGACAGCCUGCCCUUCAUCCUCAAUAUUCUGCUGGCGAAUAUCUUUGGGCUGUUGGGAAUGCUUGUAGUGAUGAGUUACGGCCUGCCCUGGGUCCUUGUGCCCCUCCUGCCCCUGGGUCUCCUCUACCACCGCACCCAGCAAUUCUAUCGGCACACCUCGCGGGAGCUGAAGCGCCUGUGCAGCCUGACACUUUCCCCUGUCUACUCUCACUUCUCAGAGACACUAAGUGGGCUCAGCAUCAUCCGUGCCAGCCGAAGCACCAUCAGGUUUGAGGAGGAGAAUGCAAAGCGCCUGGAGCAGAACCAGCGCUGCCAGUUCCUUAGCGGUGCUGCCAUGCAGUGGCUGGACAUCCGCCUGCAGCUUAUUGCUGUCACCGUGGUGACAGGCAUCGGCGUGAUUGCUGUCAUCCAGCACCAGUUUGGUUCUGUAAACCCCGGCCUAGUGGGACUUUCUCUGUCCUACGCCCUGUCCAUUACUGGCCUGCUGUCUGGUCUCAUCUUCAGCUUCAUCCAAACAGAGAUGCAGCUGGUGAGCGUGGAGCGCACCGAGGAGUACUCCACCUGCCUGCCUACUGAGCCGCAGCAUGAAAAUUCACAGCUGCCCCUGUCAUGGGCGGAGCGGGGCUGGCUGGAGUUUCGGGGGACGGUGCUGGCCUACAGAGAAGGUCUGCCCAACGCGCUGGACGGGGUGAGCCUGGUGGUACGGCCCGGGGAGAAGGUGGGAAUAGUGGGGCGCACGGGCUCUGGCAAGUCCACCCUGUUCCUGGCCCUGUUCCGCAUGGUGGAGCUGACGGGGGGAAAGAUCUUCCUGGACGGGGUGGAUAUCAGCACCGUAGGCCUGACGCAGCUCAGGUCAAGGCUGGCUAUUAUCCCCCAGGACCCCUUUCUGUUUAGCAGCUCCAUCAGGGAGAACUUGGACCCGUGCGGGCAACACUCAGACCAACGCCUGCUGGAUGCCCUGGACCACUGUCACCUUACCAAUGUGGUCGACAGAAUGGGUGGUCUGGAUGCUGAGGUGGGGGAGAAGGGAAAGGCUUUCUCUGUGGGCCAGAGGCAACUGCUUUGCCUUGCGAGAGCACUGCUGACCCAGGCCAGCGUUUUGUGCAUCGACGAGGCCACAGCCAGUGUGGAUCAGAAGACGGAUAAACUGCUGCAGCAGACAAUCAGAGAGAAGUUUCAGGACAAGACGGUCCUCACCAUCGCCCACAGGAUCAACACCAUCAUGGACUCUGACAGGGUGCUGGUGAUGCAUGCUGGGAAGGUGGCUGAGUUUGACACGCCUGUUGCUCUCAGCCAAUCUGAAGAGUCCAUCUUCCACAGGCUGGUUUGUGGGAAGGGACAGUGACAUGAUGGAAUGACAAAGGACAGUAGAAUGUUUUUGUCUUUUAUUUUUUACCCUCAUUUAUCCAUGAAAACUACAAAUGACACAUUUGCACAAGUUCCUCUGGGAGGCUGCUCAGUUCAACCCCGGUUUUGAACGUCGGCCACUGAGCAGUUCCACCAGUGCACUUUGGGGAGUAUAUGCCUUGCCUAAGAGCACAUUGUAAGGUGGCUGUUGAAGGUCGCUGAGCUGUAUUUGUUCCUUUUUCCCAGCUCAUUCAGUGAAAUCCAGUACUGGUGGGAGUGUGGGAGUUUGACCCAGGAUCACUGCAAUAGAAGAGAGUUUUCCCUCAGACUGCUACAGGGAUGUUUUCUCCGGCUCUUUGUGGUUAAAUAAGUUUGAGCAACAAGUUUAAAAUUAUCGGCUUUAUCAAGAUUACUUUUUAGGCAAUUAUUACCAUUAUUCGACAGGACAAUAAAGAUGGACAGAAAAUAUAGGCCAGAGAGAGAGGAAGAGAUAUGCAGCAAAGGCCCUGGGUUGGAUUUGAAACUCGGGAUGAUCUGCUCAAAUCUGAGCCUACAUGGUUCAUGGUUAUCCGGUUGAGCUACCAUGACGUCUGGAAAUUUUGUAAUUAUGUAAAUUAUGUACUGUUGUUAUUGCGGUUGAAAUGCAAGGCCAGUUAAACAACAUGGAGUCACCAGCUAUGUGUGAAAUUGUGAGUUUUCGCUUAGCGGUGACUGCUUGACACGAGGGCACAGUGGAUAGGCCAGGGAUCUGUUUGGCUACCUCAUCUCGGAGACAGAGCCACUGACCUUUGACCCUUUAUGCAAGAGUGCACCAUCGGAGAGUUCAGGAGUCUUUUUUUCCACACCUACUUAAAAGGUUAUCUGAAUAGCCCUCUAGAUGCAAUGCUUUCCCCCAUAAUCAAAACACACUUCUAUAAAUUGGGUUUUAUGCAGUGACGUUGCUUAUAUGCAGUGGGACCCUUUGAAGCAGCCGAAAUUACACACAAGUGAGGUUUCUCUUUGUAUACCUCUGCACAGAGAGAAUGGGAUGACUUUCAGCUGUCGGGUCAUUCAAAGGUUUCUGGCCAGUAUAGAGACCACAGUGAUCCCAACAUCAGUUUGUGAUGUAACCGUCCUCUCUUUUUGUAAUCUUUUUUUUUUUUUUUUUUUUUGGUACUUGUUUCGUUCUGUAAUUCUGUUACAGGUCUGAUUCUUUAAGCGAAUUUAAUUUACAAACUUAACUUGACUGACAUAGUGGACAGUACAGUUCUCCAUACCAACUUCAACGUCAAGGCUAAUCACAACUGGCUGUUAUCUUCAGUGAUGUUCUGUCUUCUAAUUACACGAGUAAUCAAUUUAGUCUGUUUCAUUAAACAGACUAUUUGACUCGACGCUUGGCAAACGUUCAUAUGUACAAAAUUCAUAAUUAUACCAACUCUGUCCACACAGAUGUUUUACUUGAUUUAUUUCACCCAACUGUCAACGACUUAAGCAAGACACUGUGCAUGCAGCACUUGUGUGCCUAUAGGCAAUUUUGGCACCAAAAUAUUCAAUGCCUGUGUAUACACUGUAACUAUAUUUUAACAUGGAACGAUGUGAUAUAUAUUCGUAAGUUGUUUUAUUUUUUGAAUGGGUUCUGUAAAAAUGUUGUGGGAAUACAGUUUAGGGGGAAUUGUUUUCCUUGCACAAACCGUUUUCAGUGUUGGUCAACAAUAUAAAGGUUUAAGAUAUUAAAAAAAAGCACCUU